AUGAAGGAUCCGCAAGAACAUGUGGCCGCAUUUGAAAUGGUGUUGAAUUUAUAUGGACAACUGGCUCCCAUCAUGGCAAAACUGUUUGCAACUACGCUCACGGGAAAGGCCCAAGAAUGGUUCACAAAUUUGCCCCAAGGGAGCAUUGAAUCUUACAAACAACUAGUACAAAAGUUCAAUUUUCAUUUCGCGAGUAAGAAGAAACAAAAGAGGUCGGCGACUCAUCUGUUCAAUAUCCGUCAGAGGGAAGAUGAAACCUUGAAAAACUUCAUGGGAAGGUUUAACAACGAGACAUUGGAGGUGCAAGAAUUGAGGAUUGAUAUGAUAGUGGGCAUCCUUAUUCAUGGGUUGAGGAAAGGUCCUUUUACAUCUGCUCUCGCACGCGACCCACCGAGUGAUGUCGAGCAGUUAAUGGCGCUGGCUCAAAAAUACAUAGAUGAGGAGGAGAUGAACGCCAUGAAAGAUUUUGAGCGGAGUGAGCACGAACAGGUGACCGUGCGACCGUACGAGAGUAGAGGAGGAGGGAGUAAACAAAAACCAGAUAAGCCCAGAGAGCCUAAGUACCAACCCGAGUACCACAACUACACUCCGUUGGCCAUGUCUCGUGAGAAGGCGCUGAUGAUGGUUGAAAAUGCAGAUGUUCUGAAAUGGCCAAGGCACACCAGGUACACCCCCUCUAAAAAGUUUUCUAACAAAUAUUGCAGAUUUCAUCGUGAGAGGGGGCACAACACGGAGGAGUGCUUCCAGCUUAAGGACGAGAUUGAGAGGUUGGUUAGGCAGGGGUACUUUCGAGAUCGAGUUCCCCUAAAUUGCAAGAUCAGUAAGGAAACAAGGAGAAGUAGGUCGAGAAGUCGGGAUCGGAAUCCUGGCGCAUCGAGAAUGGAAAAAGCCCCCCCUAGCGGAAACGAUGCUCCAACUAAAGGAGUAAUCUACACAAUUGUAGGGGGCUCGAGCUCGGGUGAUUCGAGCAGGACCAGAAAGAGAUGCGCUAGAACCAUGAGCUCGGGCAAAGAAAGAGAGUUCGUCCUUAAAGUUGAGGAGGAAGAAGCUAUCUCCUUUGAUAGUUCGGACAGGCCGAAAGAGAGUAGAGACAUGAACGACCCGAUAGUCGUCAAACUGGACAUCGCGAAUUUUACCAUUCAUAAAGUACUGAUCGACAGUGGGAGCUCAGCUGACAUCAUAUUUAAGAAUGUGAUUGAUAAAAUGGGGUUAGAGAAUGCCCGCCUCGAACCAGUAAGGACCCCCUUGGUGGGAUUUGGAGGUAGCGAAGUAGCAUCGCUAGGCACGGUCGACUUGCCAGUAUCAAUGGGUGAAGCACCUAAGCGAAAGACGUUGAUGAUGAAGUCUUUAGUGGUCAAUACCCCGUUCGCGUACAAUGUAAUUCUAGGCAAACCAGGCUUAAAUCUGUUCAGGGCCGUUAUCUCUACCUACCACAUGAAAAUGAAAUUCCCAACAGAGAACGGGACCCGGGAACUAGCCAGUGACCUAAGAGAGGCUCGCAAAUGUUACAACCUAUCGCUGAAGGGGGAACCCAGCCGGAAGAAAAGAAAAGUCAAAGAAGACGUUGAGCCUCGUCCUUAUGAAGCAGAACAUUUAAAACCCAGCGAUGAGUACAAGAUGGUGCAGCUCGUACCGGAUGAGCCAGACAAGACAACCCGGAUAGAAGCAAACAUGAAAGAUGGGGAGAUGGCCAUGAUUGAAUUUCGGAGGUGA
Sesamum indicum (sesame) is the source of this 1713-nucleotide messenger RNA. RefSeq lists its product as uncharacterized. The record is from RefSeq and is a predicted model, not a curated record. Lineage: Eukaryota; Viridiplantae; Streptophyta; Magnoliopsida; Lamiales; Pedaliaceae.